Prionailurus viverrinus (fishing cat) is the source of this 5882-nucleotide messenger RNA. It is a transcript of the gene PLXDC2, whose product is annotated as plexin domain containing 2. Bases 836 to 2425 code for a protein of 529 amino acids. The record is from RefSeq and is a predicted model, not a curated record. NCBI's taxonomy places the organism in Eukaryota, Metazoa, Chordata, Mammalia, Carnivora, Felidae. The transcript is spliced from 14 exons.
CUUUCCCGAUAGGUUUUGGCCUGACUCCCCCGCCCCCCAUUUCUUUCUUCUUCCUCUUCCUCCCCCUCCUUCUUUUUCUUUUCUUUUUUUUUUUUUUUUUUUUUUCUUCUCUCUCUCUCUCUUUCUCUUUUUUUUUUUUUUUUUUUCCUGGCUUCGGACCUUAGACUGCUGCAGCCUGAGCCUUCACUGGGCUCAGCUCUUUAGAGCUGCCCAUCCCUCUGGCUGCGAGAAAGGACGCGCGCCCUGCGUAGGGCGAAGAAAAGAAGAAAAACUUGUCGGAGGGGUUUCGCCAGCCCACAUUAACCCCCUUCCCGCAAACCCAAACCUCCCGCCAGGGCCAUCCCAACACUGGGGAAAGUUCCUUGUGAGCCGACAGCCCUCUUGGAUUUGGAGGAGGCAGCCGCGCUGGCUGUGGAAUUAGAUCUAUUUUGAACCCAGUGGAGCAUAUCGCGGGGGCUCGGAAGUCACUGUCUGCGGGCACCCGGGUGGCGCUGCCUGUGCGGAACCGAGAGUUUGCGAGCCCCGGCUGCAAGUGGCCUUUCCUCCCCGCCGUUGGUGUCCUGUGUCUGGGGUGAGGGCUGCGAGUGUUGUGGCAAGUUGCGAAGAGAGACCCGGAGGUCCGGAGAGGACUGCACUCCCCCUCGCUCUCCCUUCCUCUUCCCAGCUCCCGAGUGUGAAAUCCCAUCGAAAUUUACAAAGGCCUCCAGGUUCAGCCAGACCGGUCCGCAGCGCUUGGCCCCAGCGUCCCUAUCGUCCCGAUUCCCACUCGGAGCCUCCAAGCACCCGGCGCCUGGGAAGGACUGGCGGGGAGGGGGAGGGAGGUCUCGGCGGCGGCAUGGCGAGGUUCCCGAGGGCAGACCUGGCCGCUGCAGGAGUUGUGUUACUUUGCCACUUUUUAAUGGACCGUUUUCAGUUCACUGAAGGGGAGCCUGGAAACCAAAUCAAUGAUUGGCAAUAUCAAGUUGCUCAGGUCUUCCCACGAACAGAACAGGAAGUCGAUGUGGACACGCAUGCAUUCAGCCACCGGUGGAAAAGGAGCUUGGAUUCCCUCAAGGCAGUAGACUCGAACCGAGCAAGCAUGGGCCAAGACUCCCCAGAGCCCAGAGGCUUCACAGACCUGCUACUGGAUGAUGGGCAGGACAACACCACCCAGAUUGAGGAGGACACAGAUCACAAUUACUAUAUAUCUCGGAUAUAUGGUCCCUCCGAUUCAGCCAGCCGGAAUUUGUGGGUGAACAUAGACCAGAUGGAAAAAGACAAAGUGAAGAUCCAUGGAAUUUUGUCCAAUACUCACCGGCAAGCUGCGAGAGUGAAUCUGUCCUUCGAUUUCCCAUUUUAUGGCCAUUUCCUACGUGAAAUCACUGUGGCAACUGGGGGUUUCAUAUACACUGGAGAAGUCGUACAUCGAAUGCUAACAGCCACACAGUACAUAGCACCUUUAAUGGCAAAUUUCGAUCCCAGUGUAUCCAGAAAUUCAACAGUCAGAUAUUUUGAUAAUGGCACAGCACUUGUUGUCCAGUGGGACCACGUACAUCUCCAGGAUAACUACAACCUGGGAAGCUUCACAUUCCAGGCAACCCUCCUCAUGGAUGGACGCAUCAUCUUUGGAUAUAAAGAAAUUCCCGUCUUGGUCACACAGAUAAGUUCGACCAAUCACCCAGUGAAAGUGGGACUGUCUGAUGCAUUUGUCGUUGUCCACAGGAUCCAACAAAUUCCCAAUGUCCGGAGAAGAACAAUUUAUGAAUACCACCGAGUAGAGCUACAAAUGUCAAAAAUUACCAAUAUUUCAGCUGUGGAGAUGACCCCAUUACCUACAUGUCUCCAGUUUAAUGGUUGUGGCCCCUGUGUAUCCUCUCAGAUUGGCUUCAACUGCAGUUGGUGUAGUAAACUUCAAAGAUGUUCCAGUGGAUUUGACCGCCAUCGGCAGGACUGGGUGGACAGUGGAUGCCCUGAAGAGUCAAAAGAGAAGAUGUGUGAGAACACAGAGCCAAUGGAAAGUUCUUCUCAAACCACCACAACUAUACAAGCAACAACCACAAAAUUCAGGGUCUUAACAACCACCAGAAGAGCAGCGACAUCCCAGCUGCCCACCAGUCUGCCCACAGAAGAUGAUACCAAGAUAGCACUACAUCUAAAAGAUAAUGGAGCUUCUACAGAUGACAGUGCAGCCGAGAAGAAAGGGGGAACCCUUCAUGCUGGCCUCAUUGUUGGAAUUCUCAUCCUGGUCCUCAUUAUAGUAGCAGCCAUUCUUGUGACAGUCUACAUGUAUCACCAUCCAACGUCAGCAGCCAGCAUUUUCUUUAUUGAGAGACGCCCAAGCAGAUGGCCUGCGAUGAAGUUUCGAAGAGGUUCUGGUCAUCCUGCCUAUGCUGAAGUUGAACCAGUUGGAGAGAAAGAAGGUUUCAUUGUAUCAGAGCAGUGCUAAAAUUUCUAGGACAGAACAGCACCAGUGCUGGCUUACAGGUGUUAAGACUAAAAAUUUGCCUAUACCUUUAAGACACAUACAACACACACACACACACACACACACACACACACACACACACACACAGGAGCCCUAAGCUGCUGUAGCCUGAAGGAGAGGAGAUUUCUGGACAAGCCCAGCCCAGCCCAGGAAGGGGAAAAAAAAAAAAAAAACCUAAAAUUUAUGCAAGGUACCACUGACCGCUGAACAUAGAAUUCCCUAAUGGGAUGAAUCUAUAGUUCACUCAGAACAUCUCCUGUGGAUUUAUCAGCAGUAUGACAAGAUUACAGUGCUAUUGGCUUAGGUGCAGGGUUGCAAAGGGAUCGAGAAAAACAAUAAUAAUAAAGCUUUAGUUCAUGAGGGAUCUACACCUUUGCUUCAAAUAUUCUUCUCUAAUGUCUCAAAGAUAACGGUGUUCCAAAGCCUGAACCCUUUCUCUCAAAAGAGCAAUGAUGAAUGUUUCAAGAUUGCUAAGAAAAAUAACUGACUCCUGCAGGAGCAAAAACAAACAACAAACAAACAAACAUAAAACGAGAGAUUUUCUAUCUUUCCGCCAGACAUGUGGCAAAAGGAUUUUGUUUUUCUGGUCUAGAUCCAAUGGUCCCAACAAGUUCAUUACUUUACAGAAUGAAUCUUUUAUCCGUGCAGGACGUUCACACUAUGCCUCCCUCUUCCUCGUUAAUGAAUGUCCUUUCUAUGGGCUGUGACAGAAUUGCCAAACUCAGCUAAGGAUUAGGAGAGAGGGCGUGGCACGUGAGGUUUUCAGCUCUCCUGCCUCGGAAUAAAACACUUCAUUAUUUUUAAAGAAACGUUGCCUCCAUUUUCCCAACUAUGAAAUCCUAUGAAGCCACAGUUGCUCUUGGCUGAAGGAAACAAGAGGAAACAAUACAAAGACCUCCUUAAUUGUUUUUCAAGCAAAAAUGUUAAGGAAUUCUAAACAUAUGGGGGAUUUUUGGCUUUUUUUUUUUUCCUUUUUACUCUGUGCCGGUUCAGUACUAAAGGCCCAUUUCAUUGUCGAUUCCUGCCUGAGAAAGCCAUUCAAGUCAGCAUAUCCCUGGCGAUAAAAAGAAUGAAAGAACCCUGCUGAAUCAUACAGUAAUUUUCUUUAAAGCACAUAGUAGUUACAUAAAUAUAUAUAUAAAUAUAUUUUUGUUUAUAACUAACACAAGGCAGGCUCUUGUGACUCAGAGUGCAUUUUGUCAUCAAGACAAACCACAUGCAAGGUGCGUUACUGCAUACUUCCAUAGAGUUGUAAAAUAAUCCUUAAUAUUAGAAUAUUUUUAUGUCACUCAGCAAAAGUGGUUGGUUCAAUUAGUUGCAGUGCUGAUCAUUUUCCUGCCUAUUUGAGCCACCCUUUCAUUCAUAUCAACCCCUUCCCUCCCUGGUAAAUAAAGCAGAGUGCUCCUUAGAUGGAUCUGUCAUCUGCCCCGUCAUCACAAUCCAGAUUUUGAAACUUCUCCAUGAAUGAGAAACAGUAAGGCAUCGCUUGAGGAGGAAAGUGGUUAAUAUGUAUACUGAGCUCCCAAAGUUGAAAUUCAGGUACUGUGUGUACAAUUUCAUCCACAUCUCGACCCAUGAAGCUGACGUCCUGUGCCAAGAAGUUGCAGGCGCUUAUAGGGUCCAGUGUCCCACAUUUGCAGAUUCAGGUAUCCGGAAGCAGAGAUGUAUUGUAAGUAGCACUUUACUAACGCUUAGCAUCUGUACCCAGUGUCUACCUUGAACGACAUCAGUCUACUAACAGAGUAUCAUAGUUUAUCUUCACAGCUGUCUGAUGUAAACUCGUGCCAUCUUCCAUCACAUAUAUUUUGCUUUACGUUUUUAAAUACUUGAUGAGGAUGAUACUUUUUUCCUAACCUGCUUAGUUAAUCAUUGAGGAAAAAAAAAAAAACCUAGCAAGCAAGAUGAUUGAAGGAUGUGAUGACAAUCUCUGCUGUAGCUGCAUUCAGUCUCUAUGAAAUAUCCCAACUUAUUUCUGUGGAGUAGGUUUGGUCGGCUAGCAAUAACCAAAUGACAUGCCAACGUGACUGGUGCAACUGGUAUUCUACAAAGACAUAAGGAACAGGUAGACGAUUCCUUUUAGGAGAAGAUGACGCUUCUUCCAGUAGCUUCUGUGAUAGGUGUGGCUUCCAACAGCAGUUGAUUGACAGUUCUAUAAAUCUUGUGUACAUAUCCAACUCUUUGCACAGUUCUUUGAAGUAGCAGUGUUCUCUUUAUUCCCUUCAGAGCUUAUCUUCCAUUUUCUAUUAAAAGAAUUGACAAUUCUGUAAAACAAACAAACAAACAAACCAAAACCAAAAUGAAACAAAAACAUAAAACGCUGUAUUGUUCAGUGAACUAAAGCACCAAAUAACAGGGGAAACUUUGGAAGUGUUGAGAAAACUUCCUACCAAAACUAGAAGUUGAAGGUGGUAAGAAGUUUCUGCUGUAUAUGAAUCUUUUAGUGGUAAAGGCAAAAGGCUUGCUAAUCCCUUUUUUUUUUCCUGAAAUUUUUAUUCUGUUUUGUAUUUCUGGUUUGAUCCUGGUGCCCAUUUACUGCAAAGGAAGAGCAAACGUACAUGAUGUUUCUGGAAAUUCAAAAUGGACAUUGAUGCUUUGGACUUUACAUGCAUUAUGUAUUAGAAAGGAUGCAUCUGUAAAUUGCUUAAAUACUAUGAACAUAGCAGUGAGAGAAUAACAAUUUUAAAAGGUAAGAAUAGCAAAAGAUACAUACAAACUUCUGAAGAAAUCAGGUAGAUGGUGCUACAGAGGAAAUAAUAUUUGGUGAUUAGUUAAAGGUAUGAAAAGUCAAGGAAAAAUAUCUUAAGGCAACCAGAUGGCACUGACCACAAUGUUGGUUUGUUUGUGAAGCAUUUGGACUUUUAAGAUAUACUAACAAACAGAAAACUAAAGUUCAAUGAUAAAGUACAGUUUACCCCCAAUUAUUAUUUUAGUUUGAGAUACCUAGGGCAUUUGCCCCUUCUCACAGGUAGCUUCUAGACUUGUGCUGUCCAGUGUCAUCUCCACAAGCAAAAUGUGGAUACUUAAAUUUAAUUAACAUUAAACUUUUAAAAAGUUCAGUUCUCCAGUCACUAGUCACAUUUCAAAUGCUCAAUAACCGCAUGUGGCUUCUUGGCUUCUAUAUUGGGCAACACAUAGCCUUCCCAUCGUUACAAAAAAACUCUACCACUCAGUGCUGUAGAGGUCUUUCCUUUUAAUUCCCUCUCCUUGAACAAAAAGGAGAAGGAAGAAAAAGAGAGGAUUUGGAAGUUCUUGGGGAUAUCUAAGUGUUUUUGAUCUCGGAAAGGCAGCAUGGCAUGAAGAAAAGAAUGCCAGCUGACACAGCUUUGAGUCUCCACUGUGUUAUCUUGGGAAAAAUCACUUUAACUUCCAUGAGGUCUCAAUUUACAAUUUUGGAAAAUAAAAAUAUUUUUGUUCUGUC